CCCACCUGUGGAGCUGUGACCUUACCUGAUUUAUAUCCCUCCGCAGGGAUUAAACUCAUGCAGACGAGCAGAGACACCAGACGGAGGACACGGAACCCGCUCACCUGUAACGCCCCACAGCUCAGUUGUUUAGCUUCGUUUAGAAAGAUGGAACGUGGAUUCAUCGUGUUGGUCGCAGCGCUGGUGCUUCAUGCGUCACCGGCUGUCCAAGGAACGGCUCAUUUGUCGUUUGCCAACGGCACACAGGUAAACAUCACCCGGGCCGGUUGUGGAACUGCCAAAUUGUGUGUGGAGACGCCAAAAAGCUGCGACCCGGCGGGAAAUGGCUCCUGCCUGUUUGUGUCCGUGGUGGCCAGCAACGCCGUGGCCCCCAGCGGCGCCAACCUGUCCAUCCAGCUGCAGGGCGAGUCCGGGGGUUACGUCGCACUGGGCCUGUCUGUGAAUAGCGGAGAGGCUACCACCUUGCUGUUCGUCUGUGCUGCAAACGGGACGUCAGGGUUCUUCUUCAGUACUGUGACCAGAAACAUCUCCAACGCUGCUCUCACACCGAAUGAGAGGAUUGUGUCAAACAUCCGCGGCAGAGUGAACGGAAGCCGCAUCGCGUGCGAGUUCGACAUCCCGAACGUGAACGCCACCACCAUCGGCGCCAGCACCGUCAGCACCAGAAGCGCCGCGGCCACCUCCUUCAACCUGCUGCUGGGCACCGGGCCGGUGACCGGGGGGGGUGCUCUGGGCACCUUCAACGAAACACUGAGAAGCGGUGUCCUGAACCUCUCCGACCCGGCCGCGACCCCGACCCCCGCCGCGACCCCGACCCCCUCCAGCGGCACCCCGGCGGUCCAGCCGCACGCUGCGCUCCAGAUGCUGAUCGUCCUCUCUGCGUCGGCCGUGCUGAGCGGGAGAAGUUAAAUGAAGACCAAGUGCUAAUGUAUAAAAUGUUUUUACUGUACGAAGACUGGUGUCUGUUUAUACUUUAUGCUGAAACUCACUGUGAUCAUUUUCUGACUUUCCUCCUAAACAGUCUGGCACCUAAAAUCUGUUUCUGCAAAUUGAAGUACUUUGGUUUGUUUCUGACUGUUAAACCUCCAGGUGUUUUAUUAUAUGUGAAAUGUACUUGGAUAAAUGAAUAAAGUUGUAACCGUUUGUUGGCAUCACUUUUAUUUAAU
Messenger RNA from Pungitius pungitius (ninespine stickleback), 1166 nucleotides. Its product is annotated as putative ferric-chelate reductase 1. Bases 58 to 909 code for a protein of 283 amino acids. The record is from RefSeq and is a predicted model, not a curated record. Gene Ontology annotation, biological process: regulation of glutamate receptor signaling pathway; regulation of postsynaptic membrane neurotransmitter receptor levels. The transcript has 7 exons. Lineage: Eukaryota; Metazoa; Chordata; Actinopteri; Perciformes; Gasterosteidae.